CACCGAUCUGCCGCCCUGUUUCGAAAUUUGCCAAAGAAGACGGAUUUGUAGCCGAAAUUUGCCAAAGACGGAUUUGUAGCCGAAAUUUGCCAAAAACAGGGACCGCUCCUGUUACCGUCCGACGAACGAAUCCAACAAAAACAGGGAGAGGCGAAAGCGGCAGCGCAUGAUGGCGGAACGGCCGUAUUCCGCUGAGUCGCACUCGGCAGAUUCUCCAACAAACCAGACAUGGGACGACGGCAAAUUGAAAUGCGAUUGGGAUGUUCUCCUUUUUUAUCAAUACAAAGUGGCCACAGGAUCUGCCGCAAAGACGGAUAGCACACAACAGGAAGACGACAAACAAGAUUUGGUGCAGUUGAAGGCUGCAGAUUUCCACUGAUAUAAAGUGAAAAACGGGAGACAAACACGGGGUCUCCCAUCAGAAACAUGUUUAGUCUUGCCUGCAGUUUUGUGUUUGUGGACUAACUAAUCACAAUGAACUCAUUGUUGACUACUAUUCUUAUUGUACUUUUAGUUUCAGCGAUCUGGAUGGGCGGUCUCUGGGAUCUUGGUGCAGGCUGCAGUGCAGAUGAAAGGGAAGCCCUUUUGAAGUUCAAGGCUGAACUUCAUGACCCUCAUAGCUGGCUAUCAACUUGGGUUGGCCAAGGCGAUUGUUGUACAUGGUCUCGCGUCGUUUGUGACAACCACACUGGCCAUGUUAUCCGGCUUCAUCUAGGGUUGCCACGACCUUCUUACUUGACCAAUUCUGUGCUUAGUGGUAAGCUCAACCCUUCCUUGCUUGAGUUGAAGUAUCUUGGUUAUUUGGACCUGUCCUACAAUGACUUUCGUGGUAUUCCAAUUCCAAGCUUUCUUGGUUUGAUGCCUACUUUGAAUACCCUUUACCUUGAUGGAGCUGGGUUUGGAGGACUGAUUCCUCAUCAGUUGGGGAACCUCUCGAAUCUGCAGCAACUUGGCCUCAAGGCUGCUGGCCAUUAUGUGUUGUAUGCUGAUAGUUUGUGGUGGCUUUCUGGUCUCUCUUCCCUAGAAUUCCUUGAUUUGAGUAAUGUUGAUCUUAGUAAGGCUUUCGACUGGUUGCAAAUGAUAAAUACACUCCCAUCCCUUUCAAAAUUGUAUUUGUCAAACUGUCAAAUCCUUCAUAUCCCAUCCCUCGCCAAUGUUAAUAUGUCUUCUUCGUUGUCUGUUCUAAAUUUGCGUCACAAUCAGUUUAGCCAGGCUUCUGUUCCAAGUUGGGUUUUUCAACUUAAGAGCCUUACUUACUUGAAUCUAGCUUACAACACUUUUGCUGGCCCGAUUCCUGCACAACUUCAAAACCUUACAUCGCUCACCACACUUAAACUGGCUUCCAAUGAUUUCAAUCAUUCCUUACCAAACUGGCUAUACAGUUUACAUCAUCUGGAGUACCUUGAUCUAUAUGGUAAUAAAUUGGGUGGCAGAGUCUCAACAACUGGGAUUGGAAACUUUUCCUCUCUUGUUCACCUUGACAUGUCAGCCAAUUAUGGCCUCGAAUUGGAAAGGGGGAUUCCUGAAUCAUUCAAAAGCUUAUGCCGCUUGAGGUCACUUGCUCUGCUACAUGUAAAACUGAAUCAAAAUGUAUCAGAGUUGCUUGAAAUUCUUGGAGAAUGUGCUUCUUAUACUUUGCAGGAGUUGUCUCUGGGUAGUUGCCAACUGCAUGGUCAGUUGACCGAUCGGAUUGGCUUGUUCAAGAGACUUAACCAUCUCUCUCUCCAUAACAAUUCUAUUUCUGGUCCACUUCCGGUUUCAUUUGGAGAAAUGACAUCUUUGAAUUAUUUAGACCUUUCCAGAAACAAGAUAAAUGGGAGCUUUCCAACAAGUUUUGGGGCAUUGACAGGGUUGGGCUAUGUGGAUAUCUCUCAGAAUGCAAUGCAUGGUCUUGUACUCCCUGAAAUUCACUUAGCCAACCUUACAAAGCUGACCUUUUUUCUUGCUUCUGGAAACCAAAUGGUGUUCAAAGCUAAACCAGAUUGGGUUCCUCCCAGGCGAAUUCAAAGAUUGAUGUUAGAGUCUUGGAAUGUUGGACCUGGAUUUCCCCAUUGGCUCAAAGGUCUGCAGGAUCUGAAGUCUCUUGAUCUGUCUAUCUCUGGAAUUUCAGAACAAUUUCCUGACUGGUUCUGGAGCAUGUCGUCUCAAUUCCAUUAUAUGAAUUUCUCGCACAACCAAAUCCCUGGGCGGCUUCCAGAUGCUAUCUUUGUUGUUUACAAUGACUCAUUGUUUGAUUUCAGCUCCAAUUGCUUGGAAGGUGCACUGCCCACUGUUUCGUCUAAUCUUACUUUGUUGGACCUGUCCAACAACUUGUUUUCCGGAAACUUGGUCAAGUUCUUGUGUUUCAAUCCUACCGAGAUGAGGACUACUCAGUAUCUGAAUCUUCGAGGUAAUCUUUUGUCUGGUGAGAUACCUGGUUGCUGGAAAAAUUGGCGUAGUUUGGAGGUCCUAAGACUUGGUAGCAACAAGUUCAUAGGAAGCAUUCCAAACUCCAUCGGAACUUUGACUUCACUUGUGUCCUUACACAUUCAGAACAACAGCCUGACUGGUGAAAUUCCAUUGUCCCUGGGUAACUGCUCUAAUUUGCGCACUAUUGACUUGGGUUAUAAUAGAUUGGAAGGAGAGAUUCCAAGGUGGAUGGGGAAAAGGCUUUCCAGACUGUCUAUUCUUAAUCUCCGUGCUAAUAACUUUCAUGGCAGCAUGCCGGUGGAGCUUUGUCAUCUGCAGUUGCUACAAAUCUUGGACCUUUCUCACAAUUCACUUUCAGGGAGCCUGCCAGAAUGUUUCGCUAAUUUCAGUGCCAUGGCUACCUCAGAUAAUACCGAUGUUGUUGCGGUAAUUUAUAUUUUUUUUGGAGGAGGUGAAGUGUAUAGAGAAAAUCAAAAUUUAUUGACUAAAGGGAGCUUUGUGGAUUACAGUACCAUACUGAACUAUGUAAGAAGUGUAGACCUUUCCUGCAACAACUUAUCUGGACUGAUACCCGGGGAGAUCAGAGACCUGAAGGAACUGCAUUACCUUAACUUGUCACAUAAUUUAUUCUCAGGCAGAAUGCCAGAGGGUUUACAGACAAUGGAAUCGCUGGAAUCCAUGGACUUAUCCGUGAACCGGCUAUCAGGAGUAAUCCCUCAUGGUCUUGCAAGUCUGACAUUCCUGAGUUUCUUGAACUUGUCCUACAAUAACUUGAGAGGGAAAAUUCCUUCAAGCACUCAGCUGCAGAGCUUUGAUUCUUGGAGCUUCAUAGGGAACCGAUACCUCUGUGGUCCUCCAUUGAACAAUGGUUGUAGUGUGCGCAAAGCUAUGCCUGGUUCUGGAAAUGGAGAUGAAGAAGAUGAAUUUCUAUGGUUCUCUGUCAUCACGUCACUUGGCUUUGUGGCUGGUUUUGCUGUUGCUGUCUGGUCUUUUUUCUUUGGAUUAUCAACUGAGAAGAAACACAUUUCGGAAUUCCUGAAUCACCUGGGCUACAUAAUUUUGCAAUGGUAUUAUGUGUGGAAGGACUAGUUUAAAGUCGGGUGGGUCGAGGUGGAAGGUCACAAAGCUUGGAAUUUGAGGUUUAUCUUGGUGUGACACCAGCUAUUGGAACAAUAUUCAAUAGGAUGGUAACAAAAACCAAAUGUUGAAUGCAACCAACAAGUUUUCAGUCUUAUUUCCCCUCAUUGGCUGCCUUUUGAACUAUUGGAAAAUGUAAAUUUGAUGAUCCUCUUUGUUUCAUUUUGAACUCUUGGUGUGUUGAAAUGUUCGUUUCUUGGGUGUGGAUUAAAAAAUUCGUUUUGUGAUGAUGUAUAAAUAAUAUGAUGGAAGGUUACGAAGGCUGCUCUAAAUUCCAGAGGUUAUUGUGGCAUAACUUUCUUUAAUAUAGCUGAAGUUUAUGGCUCUAAGGCGAGACCAGGCUUCUGGUUCUGCUUUUGUUUCUUUCUGGGGAUGAACAUUGCGAGUUACUGAUGACUUUUGCCUAUCAUCCCCUUUCUCUUCCAGUUAUCAUUUGAUGCCAUCAGUUCUGAAACUCUGCUCAGGAGGUACUUGUCCUGAAACAUAACUAAUUACAAUGUGGCAUGCUUUUAUUUUGGGGUGUAUGCUUCAACUUCCAAAAAUCAAUUAUCUUUGUUUGUAUGUAGAUUCAAUUUUCUUUCCUGGCUUAUGCUUCAACUUCCAAAGUUCAAUUUUCUACAGAUUCAUCAGUGAAAGGAAAAUAUCAAAACCAGAAGUGGAAGUGGCAUUGCCACCGAGUUUGCCGCGUUGCCAUGGAGGAUGGGAUGUCAUAGUGUCCUAUGUGCACUCAAGGAUUUCCGAAGCUGUCUUGGACUGUCCUUGGUUGAACUGUAUCAGCUCCUCUGGUGUGCAGUUUCCUUCAAGUUUAUGUCUGGUUAGAGGUUCCUAUUGGCGAUCGCUUCUCCAAUGCAGUUUCUUCUGUCAGUAUCGUUCAAGGCCUGGAGAGUGGGGAAAUGAAGGUAUUGAGAUUGCUGAUCCACUAAAAAGAAGAAAAAUAAAAGGCGAAGAGUAACGGCAACAAGUGAUUGAGUUCAGUAGUUCCUCAUAGAAAAUUAUUGACUCUCGCAUCACUCCGUCCUCGAGCCCGAGCUUUUAGUUUUUUUUACAGUACUAUCCUCAUUGACUUCGGCUUUAGUAAUAACUAAAUCGUCUUUCUUAAAAUCCUGGAAAAUAAGGGUGUAGAAGAAGCUCAGUUCAUUUCAGGUUGAAUUUCAGGAUAUAUAGAUGCUCUCGGAGAUGCAGUUGAACAUGGCCUAGUCAAAGCUGUUGCUAUUUCAUACUACAGAGGUAAUUCUCCAAGAUCAAAUAUUCUACAGUGGUAUUCCAGACUACCAAAAUUUAUGUAGAUGGUUUUAAUUUUUAAAGGGGCUUCUCAAAUGGGUGCGGAGGAAGAUAAAGGUCAGCUUGUUUGACGUGGGGGACGACACAUCUGCUGCUAAACUCACAUGGAAUAAGCUAUAGUGGCUCUACAAAGCCAUGGAAUGGGAAGGCAUUUUCACAGAGAUACCAAGAAGCUCUGCCUAUUUGGCACCAAAAAAUAUGAGUUCUUGGACGUGUUAAGGAUGUAUUAGGUUCUCAUCCUUGUUGGUGAGAACGGAAAUGGACAAACUACUCAGGUUGGUCUUCUUUUUUCCUUGUAUUUCUAGUUCACUAAUAUGUGGUUGAACUGGGUUUUGUUUAUUUUCAUGAGAAUACAACUACAUUUAGGUAGAGCUUUAGACUUGAUGAUGCAUUUCUCUGUGGUGGGAAUUUAACACAUUUUAGAAAGGAGACUCUAGCUAAUACAGGAUUGCUUGUACAGAUUCCACAAUUUGUUUCGGAAGCUGUAUGGCGUUAGAAACUUUGAAUAAGAGGCGCAAAAUGAUGGUUGACUAUACUCAGCCUCGUAGAGUGGCCUACAAUAUCUUAACUCGUAUGUUAGUACUGGCGAAGAAGUCGGGUUAUAGUAUCUGGCUUGAAGACUGUAGCAGUGCAAGAACAGUUUUGAAGUGAGUGUUUCUGAAACAAUGUUCCCUUCCCCAUAAAGGUAGACUGAUGAUACAACACCAGAUGAUGCUUGAAAUCUUUCAUCUUACAGCCUUGUGGACAUGGCACUACAUUAUUAUUGAGCUUGAGAACUUCCCCCCAGUGUGACGCCAAACGAGUUCUGCAGAAGCUCUACAAGAAGCAGGAGAGUGGAGAGGAAAGCAAGAGCAGUAGAAGAUAGGAGCCCAGUUGAUUUUGGAUCUGGAAUGCAAUAGAGAAGUUACCAUGUAGUGAAAUAGAGAGAAGUGGCUCUGGCUGGUUUAGUCAUUUCGAUGACCAUGCUGCUAUUUUGUUAGUUUUUGAACUUCGGGUUGUUAUACUUCAAUUUAUACAAUCUUUCUGUUGUGGAUUAUGUCUAAUCAUUGCAUCAACAAUCCUUUAUUUUCCCAAUUCUAGGAUUUGACACAAACUUUAUCCAAAUCGCCCGAGUGACGUGGGCCGGAUAUUUCAGAUUUGGCCCUUGUGGUCUUGUGUUUGGGCUAUCUUGCUCUGAUGAUGCACUUCUUAUACAUCUCCUUUGCGUGAUACCAAAUGAAAUGAGGAGAAAACA
This is a messenger RNA of Linum trigynum, 6061 nucleotides long. NCBI's taxonomy places the organism in Eukaryota, Viridiplantae, Streptophyta, Magnoliopsida, Malpighiales, Linaceae. The record is from the annotation of a GenBank genome assembly.